AUGGCGACAUUUACAACACUGGACUAUUUCCUAUUUGUGGCAGUACUUCUCGUAUCCUUCUUCAUAGGACUCUAUUAUAUGUUAAAAGAAAAACUAGCAAAACAGCAAGCUACUUCAGACGAUAUUUUAAUGGGAGGACGAGAAAUGCCAGUAUUUCCAGUAGCUAUGUCUCUGGUGGCAAGUUACAUGUCGGCGAUAACCGUUUUGGGAACUCCUACAGAGAUGUACGUGUUCGGAACACAAUAUUACAUGGUGGCAUUUUCCGGGUUAUUGACGUACCCAGUCACGUGUUUUGUAUUCCUACCAUUCUUUCAUAACUUGGGACUAACCAGUGCAUACCAGUACUUGGAACUCCGUUUCAAUAGCUGGACUCGCUACAUAGCAGCAUUGGUCUUCGCCAUAGAGAUGGUACUGUAUAUGGCGGUGGUUCUUUAUGCGCCUGCGCUUGCUUUGAAUCAAGUGACUGGUCUCUCAUUGCCGGGUUCUAUAUUAAGUGUGGGCGCCGUAGUAACCUUCUACACUUCUAUGGGAGGAUUACGUGCCGUGUUGUGGACAGACACAUUCCAAACAUUUGUCGUCGUUGGGGGUCUCGUUGGGAUCAUCGCAAUGGGCUGCAUGAAGUUCGGAGGCAUAUCAGAGGUAUGGAACCUCGCACAGCAAGGAGGAAGAAUAGAGUUCUUUAAUUUCGACCCAAGUCCCUUUACGAGAUGCACGUUCUGGGGGCUAACUGUUGGUAGUUUUAUCGGCCAGCUGACAAUUUACGGAGCCAAUCAAACCAUGUUACAACGGUAUAUGAGUAUCAGCAAUGUUAAAAACGCGCAGAUAGCCCUUUUCGUGAGCUUACCAGCCACCAUCAUUUUGGUCACUCUGGUGUGCCUGUCCGGACUGGUCAUUUACGCGGAGUACCACGACUGUGAUCCUUUACUGGACGGUAAACUUAUAUCCAGGGACCAGCUGUUACCGUACUACGUGAUGGAGAGUCUUGGUAGAAUACCUGGAAUACCUGGACUGUUCGUGGCAUGCAUAUUCAGUGCUGCGUUGAGCUCUAUAUCUUCUUGUUUGAAUGCCCUCUCUAUAACCUUAUUGGAGGACUUGCUGAAACCUUUCCUGGAUUACAUUGGUGUAGUAAUGAAAGCAUCCGCAGAAGCGAAAGCUGCAAAUAUAUUAGGUGCCCUGGGAGGAUUGGUUGUAAUUGGAUUUGCCUUCUUGUCUGCACUGCUGGGUUCGACUGUGCUUCAGAUAAUGAUAUCGGUAUUAGGAAUGGCAGGAGGUCCACUACUUGGUUUGUUUCUGAUGGGGAUGUUUUUGCCAUGUGUCAACGGCAAGGGGGCAUUGGCUGGCAUGGUUGUUAGCACAGUCGUAAUAUUCUGGAUCGUGGUUGGCUCUUUUGUAUAUCACGUUCCUAUGCCAACGCUUCCGUUUGGGACCGACGGAUGUGACGUAGAAGAUGGUGUUACGUAUGCUAUGAAUAACUUUGUAAUGAAUUCUCCGGAUUUAAACAUGCCUAGAGUUCCGAUCAGUGACAGUUAUAUAGCUGAAACUGAAAUUGAUUGGUCUGGUCCCAUGGCGGUGUACAGGUUGUCGUUCCUGUGGUAUCCAACAGUGGCUAUAUGUAUCGCUUUGGUCGUCGGCAUCCUCGUCAGUUGUCUUACAGGUUGGCAGAGUGAGAAGAUUGCUCCUAAAUUUGUGUAUCCGGUAUCUGAGAAGUUGUGCUGCUGUCUUCCCAGUUGUGUCCGGAGGAAACUAAACUGUUUUAAAUUGUGGAAAUAUAAUGUUGGUAGCAUGAGCGAUGUUUUGUCAGAUGACGAGGAGGAAGAAGAAGAGUUCAGCAAACUAAAGAUGGAAACCCGUGAGACAGCAAAGCUUCUUCCUCCAAAAUCGCGGCGUAUGGAUAGCUUCGAAACGGAAAUGAACGAAUUUGAUGUUUAA
Messenger RNA from Ylistrum balloti, 1929 nucleotides. Its product is annotated as sodium-coupled monocarboxylate transporter 1-like. The record is from RefSeq and is a predicted model, not a curated record. Gene Ontology annotation, molecular function: symporter activity. Gene Ontology annotation, cellular component: membrane. Bases 1 to 1929 code for a protein of 642 amino acids. Gene Ontology annotation, biological process: sodium ion transport; transmembrane transport. Lineage: Eukaryota; Metazoa; Mollusca; Bivalvia; Pectinida; Pectinidae. The transcript is spliced from 15 exons.